Molecule: messenger RNA, 3897 nt
Organism: Aquila chrysaetos chrysaetos
Lineage: Eukaryota; Metazoa; Chordata; Aves; Accipitriformes; Accipitridae
Product: exocyst complex component 3-like protein 2
Biological process (GO): exocyst localization; exocytosis
Cellular component (GO): exocyst
Molecular function (GO): SNARE binding
Source: RefSeq, a predicted model, not a curated record
UGUGUCCCCCUGUGCCACUGGGUCCUGUCCCCGUGACAGGUGGGGUCCGCUGUGACACGGGGUCCUGUCCCCGUGACAUUCCCGUGUCCCCCUGUGCCACUGGGGACCUGUCCCUGUGAUGUGUGGGGUCCCCUGUGCCACUGGGGUCCUGUCCCCAUGCCAUGCCCCUGUCCCCCUGUGUCACUGGGUCCUGUCCCCAUGACAUGCUGGGGUUCCCUGUGCCAUCGGAGUCCUGUCCCCAUGUCAUGUCAGUGUCCCCCUGUACUAUCAUGGUAGUCCCAUUUCUGUCCCAUGCAUUGUCCUAUCUCUCUGCCAUGCUCGUGUCCCCCUGUGCCAUCGGGGUCCUGUCCUUGUGCCAUGCCGGGUCCCAUUCCCGUGCCACUGGGGUCCCAUUCCUGUGACAUGCGGGGUCCCCUGUGUCACUCGGUCCUGUCCCUGUGACAGGUGGGGUCCUCUGGUCCCAUCAGGGUCCUGCCCUGUGCCUCCCCGUGACAUUCCCGUGUCCCCCUGUGCCACUGGGGUCCCAUCCCCGUGAUGUGUGGUGUCCCCCUGUGCCACUGUUGUCCUGUCCCCGUGAUGUGUGGUGUCCCCCUGUGUCACUGGUGUCCCGUCCCCGUGACAUGUGGGGUCCCCUGUGUCACUGGGUCCCGUCCCCAUGACAUGCCGGGUGAGACGUGCUCUCAGGUGAGAGAGGGCUUGGGGACAGGGUCGGGGGGGAGACGUGGGACUUGGGGACAUGGGGGAAUGGGCAUUGGGACGAGGGACAGGUGAGCAUGGGGACAUGAGAGUUGGGCAUGGGGACGUGGGACAUGGGGUUCCCUGUGCCAUCGGAGUCCUGUCCCCAUGUCAUGUCAAUGUCCCCCUGUGCUGUCGGGGUCCCAUUUCUGUCCCAUGCAGGGUCCCACCCCUCUGCCAUGCCCAUGUCCCCCUGUGCCAUCGGGGUCCUGCCCUUGUGCCAUACUGGGGUCCCCCUGUGCUGCGCGGGGUCCUGUCCCGGUGCUCUGUGGUGUCUCCUGUGCCAUGGGGGGGGGGGGGGGGGGGGGGUGGUCUUGUCCUGUCCCAUGCUGGGGUCCCCCUGUGCCAUCAGGGUCCCAUCCCCAUGCCAUCGGUCCCCCCAUGCCAUCGCCGCCCCGUCCCCACGCCACGCAGGGGGCGACCGUCGUGUGAGGUGACGUCCCCCCUCGUCCUCCCCUUGUCCGUCCGUCCAUCCAUCCGUCCGUCCAAUCCGUCCCCGUCCCCCCCCCCCCCCCCCCCCCGCCGGUGACCUAGCGGAACCAGGGCUGACCCUGCCCUGGCGUGGGAGGCCGCACCAAGGAAGUGCUUCCUCAGGAACCCCCCCGGCCGCUGCCCGCCUGGCGUGGCCGCCGCCGCCGCCAACAGCGCCCGGUGUCGCCGCCGCGGCACCACCCGCGUCUGCUGCCAGGGGCCAUGCCUCUGCUAAAGAAAACACCCAAGGAGGAGGAGGAGGAUGGCGACCCUUUCACCGCCAACCCUGAGAGCUGCUGCCACCGGCGGGCCACCCUGGAGCGCCUGGUGGGUCUGGCACCCUUUGGCCAUGCCCGCCACCCCCCACCCAAAGACGAGGAUGGGGACGGUGGCCAGGCGCGGCGGCAGUCAGAAGAUUUCAGGCUGUUGUGGCGGCUGCCAGGUCGGUGCAAGGCCAGCGUGGAGGCGCUGGCGGAGAGGCCGGUCCCCAAGUGCAGCUCACUGCUGUGGCUGGCCUUGGGGACACGAAGACGGCGGGGGUCUGCAGGUGAGCACCCGCCAAUGGUGGAGAGCGAGGGAGCAUCCAACGGGGACCAGGAUGGCGGGGGACAGCGGCAGGUGGGGCGUGGGAAGGCCAGGGAGUCACUCUCGGUGCUGGAGAUACUGGAGCUGAUCCAGCGGCAGGAGCUGGUGGCAGCCGAUGAGCAGAUCAUCGCGCUGGAGGCAGAGUGCAUGGCCUUGUCCCCGUCCCCUGUCCCCACGGCCGGGCGGCAAGUGCAGGACAUGUCGCUGCUCUACGAGGCACUGCUGGCGCAGCUCUGGGUGGUGGUGGGCGAAGCGGUGCCCGCCGGGCGCCCCUACCCUCCCUUGCACUCAGUGAUCCGGGUGCUGGAGCAGGAGGAGGCGGCCGAUCGCCGGCACCCGCCAGGCACCCCGGGGCGCCCGCGCGCCCUGCAGCCCCGCUGGCAGGAGGCGGUGGGACGGGCGGCGGGAGAGAGGUUGGCGCAGGUGGCACCUGCCGCCGGGUUGGGUGCCCGGUUGGCGGCGCUGGCAGCUCAGUUGGUGGGCGAUCUGGGUGCUGUGCGGUGCCACGUGGCACCUGCUUACCCCCCCGAGUACAGCGCCUUCGGGGUCUACGCCUGUGGGUACCACCGGGCACUGGCGCAACAGCUGGGCGCGCUGGCGCAGAGACCCCUCGUCGUGCCCAACCUCUACCUUCUACUUGACUGGCACAGCAACGCCUACCCCAGGGAGGUGCUGGGGCACCCUGAGGUGGGGGCCCUACUGCAGGUGCAGGCACUGGGGCCCCUCUUACCCCCUGAGACCCAGUGCUGCCUCGACAGCUCUUGCAUCGCCGCCAUCAAGGCGAAGGUGGAGGUGGCAGUGGCGCAGGAGCUGCAGUUCAGCAAGGACACAUGGGCAGAGGAGGCCUCCAGCCAGGAGCUGCAGGAGGGACUGGCCACCCGCGUCACUGGGCUGCUGCGGGCACACGUGGACCGAGCCCCCCAGAUCACCCCCGAGUUUGGCAUGGAGAUGGCACACAGCCUCCUGGGCGUGCUGGUGGCCUUCUUGCACAGUUUCCAGCGGAAGGUGGAGUGGUUCCUAGAGGCCCCCAGCGAAGCCACCCCACCGGACGGUGCCACCAGCCUGGCCAUCGCCCUGGUCAACUGCUGUCCUCCCUUCAGGACUUUUGCCGAGCACCUGGCACAGUUUGGGCACCCAGAGAGUGAGGAGCCCCGAUGCCAGGCCCAUGCCACCCUGGACAAGGUGACCCGGCUCUGCAACCACAUCCUCACCCAACACCUCUUCGAGGACCUCAAGCCCUACUUCAACAAGCUGAUGAAGCACAAGUGGCUGACAAGCUCCGACGCUUUCGACACCAUCGUGAUGCUCAUCACCAGCUUCACCCAGAAGCUGUGUCCGCUGCGCCCUGAGCCCUACCAGGUGCUGGUGAGCAAGGUGCACCGGCAGGUGCUCAUCGAGUACAUGCAGCCGCUGCUGCAGGUGCGCUUGGUCUGUACCUCGGCCAAGAUGCGCGCCCGGGUGGCUGCCCGCCUUGGGAACGAAGCUCACCAGCUCCGCGAGCUCUUCAGCCACUUGGAUUCAGCCUCACCCUGGCUGGAUUCGGUGGUGCCGAGGUUGAGGGAACUGCUGGUGCUGGAGGACACGGUGGCGCUGCAGAUGGAGGUGGGUGUCCUGGUGAGGGACUUCCCCGACGUCCGGCAGAAGCACGUGGUGGCGGUGCUGGACGUGUGGGGGCUGCGGGGCCAGGCGGCGCGGCUGGAGAUCCUGGGGGUGGUACAGGACCUGGAGCAGAGCAAGGCCGAGCCGGGGCUGCCGUGCCAAUGCGCCGCCUUCUCCGAGCUGGCCGUGGCCCGCGAGGUGCCAUGUCUGCCCUUCCACCUGCCGCGCCUGGCGCGUCUCUCCCACCUGCACCUGCGUUGCCUGUACCCUCAGUGCCCCGGCCAGGCACAGCUCUGAGUGCCCGCGACCACAGGUGGGUGCAGUGAGGCACCCCCCCCACCCCCCCCCAGGAGCUGGGUGCUCGCCUCCCACAUUGCCCCGGCCAUGCUCAGAGCCCCCCCUCGCCCACGCAGAGCUGGGGUGGGGUAGGGGGGGGGGCUGCGCUGCCCCAGCUCAGAGCCUCGCCCCGGCACUGUGUAUAAAUGGUGUGUCAAUGCUGUAAAUUAA